This is a messenger RNA of Parnassius apollo (apollo), 1161 nucleotides long. The record is from the annotation of a GenBank genome assembly. NCBI's taxonomy places the organism in Eukaryota, Metazoa, Arthropoda, Insecta, Lepidoptera, Papilionidae.
AUGAUGGUAGAAACUACAGCUCACUCGCCUAUGUUACCGUCGAAUGAAGAACCUAUUGAUAUAAAUUUUGCGCAAACAAGUGUAACAGACCCUACAUUAAUGGAAGAAUCAACAGACCUUGCAGUACCGAUGGCGAGUCCCUUGCCUUUGAAUGACGAGGUCGAACAAUAUGGUGAUCUUAAUUCUGGUCGAAAAAGAUGUUCAAAGGGAUGUUCAGUGAACAAAAACUGGACUAAAAAUAAUAACAAGAAACUUAGAAUGGAGGGAAAAGAAUAUUUAGGGUAUAGGCGAGAUAGCAAUGGUCCAAAGUUUAGGGUAUUACAUGACACUAUUAGGCCAGCCCGAAUAAUUGGCCCUCGAUGUACUUCCGAGUUUUGUAAAAAAUCAAAGCUUCGUGCUUGUGAUACAAUUCCAGAAGAGGAACACACCCUUUUCUCCAAUUACUGGAAUAAUAUGACGUGGGAACAGCGUAAACAAUACGUUGUAUCAAAUGUUCAGCCAAAAAAGGAUCAAUGUGACACAUGCUGUGCGUUCAAAGCAGGUAAUAUUGGCGAAGACAUCUAUCACAAUCACACUAAUCGAAAAGAAGCAGCUAGAGAGGAGAAAAAGAAAGACAAGGACCGAGCAUUAGCAGGAGAAGCACACGUAUUUACGCAUGACCUCCAAUCAGUAAAGUUGUGUCCGAUGUUGCAGGCUAGUGCAUUGUACUAUAAAACUAAGCUCUGUGUGCACAAUUCCAUAAUGUUUAACCUAGCCACAAAAGAUGUCCAUUGUUACUGGUUUGACGAGCAUAAUGCAGGAUUGGUGGCUUCUGUUUUUGCAUCAUGCGUCAUAGAUUGCCUGAGUUGUUUUGAUGGAUGUACAUCCCAAAACAGAAACGUUGUUUUAGCGAAUGCUCUUUUAGAUUUAGCCAUGGAAUAUAAUGUCGUAAUAACACAGAAAUUCCUUGAAAAAGGUCAUACCCAAAUGGAGUGUGACUCCAGCCACAUUGCAAUUGAAUGCAGGCUUGAAAAUAAGGAGAUAUACUUACCUUCCCAGUAUGCCACUAUUUCCAACUUUUUAUCAUACGACUUUUUUUUGACUACUCAAACAAAGCUGAUUUUUUGUACGAGUCCAUCCGGCCUGGCCGAGUUGCCAACGAUCCUACAGUCACAGAUUUGA